Vigna radiata var. radiata (mung bean) is the source of this 1210-nucleotide messenger RNA. RefSeq names its product dehydrodolichyl diphosphate synthase 2. Lineage: Eukaryota; Viridiplantae; Streptophyta; Magnoliopsida; Fabales; Fabaceae. Bases 227 to 1165 code for a protein of 312 amino acids. The record is from RefSeq and is a predicted model, not a curated record. Gene Ontology annotation, biological process: response to cold; polyprenol biosynthetic process; plastid membrane organization. The transcript has 3 exons. Gene Ontology annotation, cellular component: chloroplast stroma.
GAACCAUUCAUCCAUUCACUUACCAAUUGUGGUACGAAACGGCAACGCUUUGUCCCCAAGCUAAAAUGUCACCAACACUUUCGCAUGGAGUCACAGUUUCAUAUACAGCAACGUUCCACUUCUCCUUAUAAAAUACAAACACAUCUUAAGCACUUCCCAAAAGCUCAGACGAUCGAUCGAACAUUCUCGCACCGGGAUAACCAUAUCCCAUUUCACAACAAACACAAUGUUUUCGUUAAGAUUCCCUGUUCCACUGGUGAACUCGCCUUCUUCUCAUUCUUUUCACUCUCACUGUUGCUAUCCUCCUUAUCACCGUUUCCAAACACAAGGACUUUCCGUCACUAAACGCGGUAUGGUCGCUGCCCCUGCCUGUGUUGCGCUUCGGGAUGAUGCAGGCGAGGGGACCUCUCUCGCCGGAGAGUCGCCCGAGCCUCUGCCGGAUGAGCUGUCGCUGGAACUGAUGCCGAAGCACGUGGCGGUUAUUAUGGACGGGAAUGGGAGGUGGGCGAAGUUGAGGGGUCUGCCACCGUCAGCGGGGCACCAGGCGGGGGUGCAGUCGCUCAGGCGGUUGGUGAGGCUGUGCUGCAGUUGGGGGAUUAAGGUUCUGACGGUUUUCGCGUUCUCCACGGAUAACUGGGUUCGCCCCAAGGUGGAGAUUGAUUUCUUGCUGCAGCUGUUUGAGAGAACCAUAAAUUCUGAGAUCGAUGCUUUUAAGAGGGAAGGAAUUCGAAUAUCAGUGAUCGGAGAUUCAUCAAAGUUGCCGGAAUCUCUGCAGAAACUGAUAGGAAGUGCAGAAGAGGAUACGAAAAAGAAUACAAGACUGCAACUUAUCGUGGCAGUGAGCUACAGUGGAAAAUACGAUGUUGUUCAAGCAUGUAAAAGUGUAGCUCAGAAAGUGAAAGAUGGUGAUCUUUACGUGGAGGAGAUCAAUGAAAACAUAAUUGAACAGGAAUUGGAAACAAACUGCACUGAGUUUCCAUACCCUGAUCUACUUAUAAGAACUAGUGGUGAGCUUAGAGUUAGUAACUUUUUGUUAUGGCAAUUGGCCUACACAGAACUUUACUUUAACAGAGAUCUAUGGCCAGAUUUUGGAAAGGAUGAGUUUGUAGAAGCUUUAAGUUCAUUUCAGCAGAGACAGAGACGCUAUGGUGGACGACAUUCUUAAACCAUUUCUCACCAUUAUAUAUGUUCCUAUCUUCAUCAUAACAUA